GGAGUACAGCAAUAAAGAACAGACCCUCUGUGAAUCAUGUCGUUUUUCCGCGUGAGUUUACAAGCGGCAACAAGCGGCGUGCAUAGAAAAAGUGAAUGGGUCUGUUGAUAAUACGAUUUACAUUAGCUGACGACUUUAGAAAAUAUGUGAUGAACGUAAAUACCAUAGUCGAGAAGUAAUUCGCAAAAAUAUGGAUUUAAUUACAAAUGGCCAUCAACACGAGGCAGGAAAUGACGACGUGUUUUCGUCAAAGCACGAGUGGACUUGGGAUAAAAAACUCACGUCCUCGUCGCUUAAAUUAUCAGACGAUAAUUUAAACGUGACGUUUCAUCCCGUGUAUAGCACUGGCACAGCCGUUGUAAAGGGUAACAAACCAUUGGAAAAAGGAAGGCAUCAUUUCUGGGAGAUCUUAAUGAUAACGCAUCUCUAUGGCACUGACAUAAUGGUCGGUGUAGGAACUGCAAAUGCAGAGCUUCAUAAUGCAGUUGAGGAUUAUUGUGCUCUGCUUGGACGCGAUCAAGAAUCUUGGGGUUUUUCAUAUAAAGGAUAUUUACAGCACGAUGGUAAGACAUGUAAAUAUGGGACGAGUUUUGGCGAAAAUAAUUCAGUAGGAGUACAUCUCGACACUUGGACCGGCACGUUACAAUUUUUUAUCGAUCGAAAACCACUGGGCGUGGCUUUUACAAGGUUGAACAACGUUGUGCUUUAUCCAUUAGUGAGUUCUACAAUGGCUCAGUGUGAAAUGAAAUUAAGUUAUAGUUGCUCAACACCAGUAUCUCUGCAAACUGCUUGUCUAGCAGUCCUGUCACCUUCGCAGAAGGCGCAUCUAGCGACAAAGUUUCCUGGUUUGCGCUAUAUUACUCAAAAUGUCUUUGCUGACAUACUACAAAAGACUAUUGAUUACGAUCAGGAAGAAGACAUUGAAUUUCCUGCAGAAUACAUUAUUUUAGAUGACUUUGAUUACGCCCUUGUAGGACUUGGAGUAAAAAGGAAGAAACGUUGUUAAAGAUACAUACAUAGAUCUGUGAUACAUGUCAAAUCUAGGAAUUUAGAAAUCCACUUUCACCGUAAGGUGUUCAGUUAGUCAUUUUAUAAAUCGUAUUUUACAAUGAUUGUGUAAGUAUAUAUCUGUUAAUAUAAAAAUAAGAAAAGUAAUACUCUGUAAGAU
This is a messenger RNA of Vollenhovia emeryi, 1168 nucleotides long. RefSeq names its product SPRY domain-containing SOCS box protein 3-like. The coding region runs from base 191 to 1006 and encodes 271 amino acids. Lineage: Eukaryota; Metazoa; Arthropoda; Insecta; Hymenoptera; Formicidae. Gene Ontology annotation, cellular component: SCF ubiquitin ligase complex. The record is from RefSeq and is a predicted model, not a curated record. The transcript has 5 exons. Gene Ontology annotation, molecular function: protein binding. Gene Ontology annotation, biological process: proteasome-mediated ubiquitin-dependent protein catabolic process.